Messenger RNA from Thermothielavioides terrestris NRRL 8126, 627 nucleotides. RefSeq lists its product as uncharacterized. The coding region runs from base 26 to 256 and encodes 76 amino acids. Lineage: Eukaryota; Fungi; Ascomycota; Sordariomycetes; Sordariales; Chaetomiaceae. The record is from RefSeq and is a predicted model, not a curated record. Gene Ontology annotation, molecular function: protein binding. The transcript has a single exon.
CGUCGAUGGUAGGAAGGGCAAUGCCAUGUGCGAGCUUGAACGCCCAGGCCAGAUGGCUGAGAGGAAUCCCCCUGACGCUCAACGCUGGCUCCAGCCUGCGUCGGGUAUUUUCCAGAUCCCGGGCGAUGUUCAUGUCUACCGCUUUGUCGAAAGCUUCCAGGAACAUGGCAGCCGCCUCAGGCUGCAGCUUUCCGAGAGAGGACAUUUUCGACGGAGGCACGUUCGCGCCAGGCUGAAGAGGAUGAUUUGCCGUUGACUUUCGGCGAAAUGAAGGAUGAAGGAAAUCGUGAAGUGGGAGCUGCGAUUAUGCGCAGAAGGAGGGUAUUGAUCGAGCGAAGGCGAUUUGGAAAGACAGAGAGCGGAACAAGGAAGAGGUCGAUGUGGGAAGAGCCACUUAGACCGGAGCCGGGACACAGCAGUGAAGGGAACGGGUUGUUUACGGGGGAGAGGGGAUUUGGAUUUGUGUGUUGCUGGUGAGUGUGCAGCGACUGAUUGGCCUGUCUCGUCGACAGCCUCAACCCAGUGAACCUCCAUUCACCGAAGAACAUCCCCCCCCCUUUCCGGCUCCGAUGUUGAAGCAACCGCGGCGGGGCCAGUGUUCAGACAGGGAUCCGGACCUAACUGUCG